AUGGCCAGCGUAUCACGAGCAGAUCGUCCGCCGCAAGGACGGCCUGAGCUGGCUGACCAAAGAAAAUCAGCAGGACCAGCCCUCCGUGACCACGUUGGGCUGGCGACCUUCGUGCUCGGCACGCCGUUGGUGAAGUCGGGCCACGCGGGACGCGAUGCUCAACUGCGGCUGAUGAAGUUUGUGCCACCGACAAUGUUCAAGCUUCUCGCGGCCUCACACGCGUGCCUCACCACCGACAGUUCCACCAGCGACGCCGCGGGCAUCGGCAGCGACGACAACUACGUCUCGUCCACGGACGACUCGGCGUCGGUCGGCGACAGCGACAAAGACAACAAUGACGACAACGACGUCACCGAUUCGAACAGCGCCAGCGCGGACGCCGCCACCCUCCAGAGCAGCGCCGAGAGCGCUUCGACCAGCAGUGACGCAAGGAACGACGCACCAGCGUCACGGCCCUCGGCCAGGGCGCUGAGGCGUCUACGCAAGGAGCGUGACUACCCGUUCCGUCACUCGAUCGGUGACCUUUUCGACAAGCCCGAACACGCCGAGACCGCCAAGUCUUUACGCAGUGCAUUUGCGUUUAGUAUUGAUAGGCACUUCCGCUUUGUGAAGGCGCUCCGAAACCUGAUUCCGGACGCUGCCGACCACCGUGCAAGGAACCUUCUGCACCGUCUCUCGGAACUGAUUCUGGUACCGCUUGUCGACCAGUCGGAGCAUCUCUGUACGUAUCUCGACCGCAAGAUCCUGGAGUACUCGACUGGCACACCGGCGCCGGGUCCGAGUGCACCUGCUCGCGCGGCGUCUCCGUAUCCGAUGACUCCUGUGGAUGACGGUCCGCCAGCGUCGAGCCAGGAGGCUGCGGUGCCGUCGCUUCCGUCCUGCGCCGAGCGGUCCACUGCCGGCUUCACGGGCUUCGCCUUCGUCGCCGACCGGGAUCCGGGAUCCUGGGACUUCGUCGACGCUCUUGUCUCCGGGGUCCGCCUGCAUCGCCGUCCCUUCACCGAUGUCGACGGCGCUUCGACGGUAGUCUCGGGGGAUCUAUGGUCUGGUGGUGGGCUGCGUCUUGAUUCACGUCGGGCUACCGCGCCGCCUCCUGCUCCGAGUCCCGAACGCCAGCGGGGCCCUGGCCAGCGUCACUUCGGCGUCGAUCGCGACCACACGCGGGGCACCGCCCCUCUCUCCCUGGACGGCUCCUCGGGCCCGGGGCCAUUGGCACCUGUCCUUCACGCGGGUGUUUCUCCAUCCGUGGCACAGAGCGUCGGUCGAGAGAUUGCGCGAGCGCACCUGGUGGGGUCGGGUUCCUCCGCACUGUCCUCCAGCGACCAGCAACUUUGGCAGGCAUUCCUGGCCCCGCCACGGGGACUCGCUUCGCCUGCAGUGGGUGGGGCUAUCCACAUCGCUACGCGCGAUGCGGACAAGUCGGCGCUCAGCACGCUUCUGGGACUUCCGCCUUCACAGCCUCCGUCGACGCCUCCUAUCGCGUACGUGCCUCUAACUGCUGUCGAUGUCCGGGGCCUGGUGGCCGAUCGAUCGGGCGCUGCGCGGAUUCGGGACAUAGAGGGUAUCGCUCACUUGGCCGUACGGGUGCCAGGGUUCACGGCACACGAACUCCAGACGCUAGCAGAGCUGCUUCCUCCUGGCGACGAGACAGCCGGUGACAUCCUGGUACCCAGCAGGUUGAUCGGGGCAUGUGACACCAUGGCUCCUGGUUCCCGAGGGCGAGCGGCUGAGAUCCAAGCCGAACCGCUCAUCGACUUGUUCGGACCCGAUCACUUCGGCUUCAGAGUGCUUAACACUCUUCGGUCCCGACAAUUCGCGUUGGGUCGAGUCGAAGAUCUGACAGAAGUUUGCCGUCAUCAAGACGCCGACGUCUCGGAAGAUUGCUUGACUUGCCGGAACCUGAAUCUGGCACUACGUCGUUCCCAGGAAAACCGGCGAAAGGAGGGCGCUCAGUGGCGUGCGAGAGUUGCCAAACUCAGGGGCGAUCUGCGAGGCGAAUAUAACGCACUCGUCGAGAAAACCAGACUCAUCUUGCAAGCUGAACAUGACGAUCUGCGGCGAGCCCAGGAGCAGUUGGUCUUGGCUGAGGUGGACAGCUCCAAAGCGCGUCGAGAUCUGGCCGUCCUUGCCGCUGAGCAGGGGAACUCGAGCAGGAUGUCGCGCGGCUCCGACGCGAGAACACUCGACUCGAAGCAGAGAAAUGCAAUCGGUGACUGGGAAGCUUUUCGCGAUGUCGUCGGGGCCUUUGAGCGAGGUCAGCCGGUGCCGUGCCAGCUCUCCGUGACGGUUACUCGACUGGAUGGUGGUGGUUCAGGGGCGCCGUUCCCGGAGCCCUCGACUCCCUCGACUCCUUCCGUUCCUGAUCGUGGUCUCGCGCAGGACCGGCCCGCACCUGGUGACGAAGUGCCACGUCCAGCCCUGGGCCGCUUGCCUCGGGACCAAGGCCCAUCCAGGGAUGACGUUACUGAGGAUCGACAGGGCCAUGACGUGCCCGGGAUUCUGGUCUCCAUCCGGGGUCUUGGAGUCGAUGGGUCCAGCGCCUCUGGGGCACGGGAUCAUUCGGCUGAUCUUCCUCGGCUACCAGGGCGCCGGUACCAGGGCCUCAAAGCCGUCGUCAGUCGCGAGGUUCGGUCGGGAGUCACUGGGGGCAUCUCGUCGAGGGAUUGCUAUCAAGUCCGGGAGCGUAGACAGCACUCGGCAGUCCGGGACAUAGAGGUUGUUGAGAUCGCCGAUGACUCGGACUUGGACACCGACGUGGGUCUCGACUCCUCAGGGACCCGGAUGUCAAGCGAUGGGUCUCGCCAGGUCAGACCUGUUGGGUACGCCCCUGAAACCAAUCGACGAAGUGCUCGUUACCGCGCUAUCGACUCGGAUGCCGACCCUCCUCGACCUGACUCCGAAAUCCAAAGCCUGCUCUCUUCCGGGUGUGCCCUCGAAGAUAGGGACCUCCAACAGUCCCAGGACAUCGUUCGGGGAGUCCGGGCGGAUAUUAUGUUGAUACACACGAUGCUCCGGGAAAACGUACUGAUCGAGGUGCUGCGUCGACUGCUCUGCCUCGGGAUCCUGGACGACGUGUGGUGGACCCGUCAUGUCCCUGAAAAAUACUUUGUGGCCGCAGUGGUCCUGGCUAACGCGUCUCGCUGGGAGGUCGAUGCGAGUCGCCCCUGGUCGGCGAUACCCACGGAGCGCUUGGACUCGCCGACGCCUUCCAAUUCAGAGUCGGACGCCUCAGUCACUGAUGAAAGACGACAUGGUGGGGCCUCACGAUCACGGAAGAGAGUUCUGGGUUCGUCCGGCCCCGGGACUGGUGGUCAGGAUAUGGUUCCAGCAACUCCAGCGUCCAAACGGGGGCGCUCAGGCGCACAUCGACGGGAAACUCGUCCCGCACAAGGAAACCAAGAGGGGCAACUGGCUCGGGCUCGAGAACAAGCUCUAGGCUCCCGUGACGUCGAACCGCCGGAACCAGGAGCACCGUCGUGGAUCGUGUAUGGCGUGCGCGUGACGCGGGCGAAAGUUCGCCACGGCGGGCUACAGUCGCUGGGGUUCGCGGAUUACCAGUGCCUCCGAGGAAGCCUUCACCUAGUCCAGAAGCGACUUCUCACCGGCGACUACAUCGGCCUAUUGACAGUGACGAGCACGCAGCCCUUGCUGCCUUGGGACAUCAUGUUCCAGCGUCGAAUCACAGUCUUCUGUUUCUUCAAGCAGUAUUCGGCGAUGAGCUCGGGACUUCGGAGCCUUGUCAUUGAGUACGUCGCACACAUGCGCGAGUGGCGUCGAGCAUUCUGGGAGCGUACGCACUGGGUGGAGAACGAUCGCAGCGAUCCUGCCGUAUCGCAGUUGUACGCGGAUCGCCGUCGCCGACAACAUGCGUGGGCCGGGGCCUGGAAGACCCUUCGUGCGCAAAUCGAGAAACUCCCCGAGGUCGAGCGUGUGCUCUUCGAGCAGGAGCCCGGGCUCUGGCGUCGUCCACACUUGAUCUGUACCUGGAUUUUGAUGGACAAGUCCGCUGACUACCCGCUCGCGGAACAGCUCGAGCUCCUGGAUUCGCGUGAGCCGGCUCGCGCCUACUGGUCCGUCCCUGAUUCAAGCGCCCGGAUUGCGGAGAGUGUUGACGUAGAGGUGUGGAGUGCCAGGGUUGAUAACGCUAACGAGCGUGCGUCUCGCGUGAUACCGGUGCCUCCUGCCAUGCCUCCUGUUUCGUGA
Messenger RNA from Phytophthora sojae, 4203 nucleotides. RefSeq lists its product as hypothetical. The coding region runs from base 1 to 4203 and encodes 1400 amino acids. The record is from RefSeq and is a predicted model, not a curated record. NCBI's taxonomy places the organism in Eukaryota, Oomycota, Peronosporomycetes, Peronosporales, Peronosporaceae. The transcript has 13 exons.